AUGCGGUUGACAAGUCGAGUCAACGCGUUGCUCAUCAUCAUGUUGAGAGGGAGCAAGAUGCUCGCGUUCAUAUCUCUUUUUCUCGUCGCCAGCUGCUCCACUCGCGCAGCUGUCGGUCAGAACGUCUCUGUCGCCACAAUACAUUCUCGGUCACCCGGUGAUGCCGAUUUGCUGACGUUCCAAGGCCGCCCCACCAGUCGCGCUCUGGCGGGCGGUGACGCAUCGGCGGAAGGCGUUGGCGGAGCAGCACCGCGGCAGGCGCAGGUAGCGGGACGCGCGGGACCAGCAUCCGCGGAGGUGGUGGGGAGUGCGGAGACUGAGGAAGGAGGGCCGGUGGCGUUUGGGGGGCGUCGGAUUUCGUCGCUGACAGGCAUCGCAACAGCAGGGAGUCAGAUGAAGGGGCGGAGUCCCGCGGAUGGGCUAACCCCGCGGGGCGUGCGCGGAACUACAGGGGCAGAGAAAGGCGCGCAAACGCGGAGGCGGGGUCGGGGCGCGGGGAAGCACAAACCGCACGCGAAGUCCAACAAACCGGGCAGCAAAACGGGCAAGAAAACGGGCAGAAAAACGGGCAGGAAGAGAGCUGCGGAGGAUCCGCUUUUCCCGUGGGUGGGGAAGCCGAGACUGGUGACACUCGACGCAACGAAACGAGGCCGAUGCUUGGACGGCAGGGCGGAGGCUGGUGCUUCAGUAUUAAGCAGUGCGCCGUUCGGUCCAAGACUAUGCUCGGGUCCUCCCGUUACUACAACCAAUCGGUACAAUCACUCUCCUUCAGACCCCUCUGGUACCAUCUCUCGCGUCACCCGUUCGCUCCCUCCCCCUCCGGAUUUCCUCCUCUCUCUUCCCAUUCCCUCCCUCUCUCUCUCCCCCCAUUCCGUCCCUCUCUCCAUCCCCAUUCCCUCCCUCUCCCUCUCCCCAUUCCCUCCCUCCCUCCCCAUUCCCUCCCUCCCUCCCUCCCCAUUCCCUUUCCCUCCCUCUCCCCAUUCCCCCCCUCCCUCCAGCCCCCCAUUCCCUCCCUCUCCCUCUCCCCAUUUCCUCCUCGUCUCCCUCCCCAUUUCUCCCCUUCUUUCUCUCCUCAUUCGCUCCAUCUCUCCCUUCCCAUCACCUCUCUCUCUUCCUCCCUCCCUCCCCAUACCCUCCCUCUCUCCCUCCCAUUCCCUCCAGCUCUCCCUCCCCAUCUCCUCUCUCCCUCCCCAUCUCCUCUCUCCCUCCCCAUUCCUCCAGCUCUCCCUCCCCAUCUCCUCUCUCCCUCCCCAUCUCCUCUCUCCCUCCCCAUUCCUCCAGCUCUCCCUCCCCAUCUCCUCUCUCCCUACCCAUCUCCUCUCUCCCUCCCCAUUCCUCCCGCUCUCCCUUCCCAUCUCCUCUCUCCUACCCAUCUCAUCUCUCCCUCCCCAUUCCCUCCCGCUCUCCCUACCCAUUUCAUCUCUCCCUCCCCAUUCCUCCCGCUCUCCCUCCCCAUUUCCCCCCAUGUCCCAGUGUCUCAACCACCUUCACUCCCUACACAGCUUUCCGUUCCCCUCCCUUCCUCGCUAG
Molecule: messenger RNA, 1530 nt
Organism: Closterium sp. Naga37s-1
Lineage: Eukaryota; Viridiplantae; Streptophyta; Zygnematophyceae; Desmidiales; Closteriaceae
Source: the annotation of a GenBank genome assembly